AUGAACAACAAGAGCCAGGGCGGACAGGGGCGGCAGAGCACGAUCAUGCGGUGCAUAAUGCUGCGCACAACCAAGCAACAAAUGCUGAAAUGCGGCCAGCUGACUUGCCUGUCGCCUCGAUAUCUACACGAGUACACCGUCACCCUGUCUGACGACGAGCUGGAUCUCUACGAGACGUUGUUAGUGUUUUCAAAGACCAUGUUCGCUCAGUUCCUCCACCAGUGCGCGAAGAAGCCAGCUGACGCCGAAGGCGAAGACAGCGCUCAUACUGAAAUGCACAAGAAGAUGAUCAAACUGCAAGGGGCAAAACCAGUAAAAUUUCACGAGACCUCAGUAAUUCCGCUAUGGUUGAGGCAAGUUUUCUGCCAUUGCGGUCUCAUGGCAGUCAUGCUGAAUGAUGAUGACACAGCCGUUGAAGAGUUGAAGACGGACAAUGCGGAGAACGAUCUGCUAGAUGAGCUCGACAAACUCGUUCUAGAAGACAAGAAGACUACUGAAGAAAAGAACGGUGAAGGCGAGAAGAAGAAGGAGAUGGAGAAGCGAGAGCAAGUGGAGGAGGGGAUGACAACCGCAGAGGCCGUGCGCUCGGUGUUGUCGUGCAGCAACCCGGUUUUCGACCUGGAGGGGCGCUCCUCCAAAAUCAACGCUGUCAUGGACUGCCCCAACGAGAACGCCUUUCCUAAUGAAAGGCGUUACUCACCGGCUACGGUCAUCGGAGAGUUAAGAGACUCGAUUGGACUCGAGUAUCAAAAUAAAAGUAUCCCAGGGCUCCUGUGGUUGCAUGAUUAG
Messenger RNA from Parnassius apollo (apollo), 789 nucleotides. Lineage: Eukaryota; Metazoa; Arthropoda; Insecta; Lepidoptera; Papilionidae. The record is from the annotation of a GenBank genome assembly.